AUGCCAGCGGCUGCGGGGGACGGGCUCCUGGGCGAGCCGGCGGCGCCCGGGGGUGGCGGCGGCGCAGAGGACGCGGCCCGGCCGGCGGCGGCCUGCGAGGGAAGUUUCCUCCCCGCCUGGGUGAGCGGCGUGCCCCGCGAGCGGCUGCGGGACUUCCAGCACCAUAAGCGCGUGGGCAACUAUCUCAUCGGCAGCCGCAAGCUGGGCGAGGGCUCCUUCGCCAAGGUGCGCGAGGGGCUGCACGUGCUCACGGGAGAGAAGGUGGCCAUAAAAGUCAUUGACAAGAAGAGAGCCAAGAAGGACACUUAUGUCACCAAAAAUCUCCGUCGGGAGGGCCAGAUCCAGCAGAUGAUCCGUCACCCCAACAUCACUCAGCUCCUGGAUAUCUUAGAAACGGAGAAUAGCUACUACCUGGUCAUGGAGCUGUGCCCAGGCGGUAACCUCAUGCACAAGAUCUACGAGAAGAAGCGGCUGGAGGAAGCGGAAGCCCGAAGGUAUAUCAGGCAGCUCAUCUCAGCCGUGGAGCACCUGCACCGUGCCGGGGUUGUGCACAGAGACUUGAAGAUAGAAAAUUUGCUGCUUGAUGAAGACAAUAAUAUCAAGCUGAUUGACUUUGGUCUGAGCAACUGCGCCGGAAUCCUGGGCCACUCGGACCCAUUCAGCACGCAGUGUGGUAGCCCCGCCUAUGCCGCCCCGGAACUUCUGGCCAGGAAGAAAUACGGGCCCAAAAUUGAUGUCUGGUCCAUAGGUGUGAACAUGUAUGCCAUGCUGACAGGGACCCUGCCCUUCACUGUGGAGCCUUUUAGCCUGAGAGCUUUGUACCAGAAGAUGGUGGACAAGGAAAUGAACCCUCUUCCCACCCAGCUCUCCACAGGAGCCAUCAAUUUCCUGCGCUCUCUGCUGGAGCCAGAUCCUGUGAAGAGGCCCAACAUCCAGCAGGCCCUGGCAAACCGCUGGCUUAAUGAGAAUUACACUGGAAAAGUGCCCUGCAACAUUACCUACCCCAAUAGGAUUUCCCUGGAAGACCUGAGUCCCAGCGUGGUGCUGCAUAUGACCGAGAAGCUGGGCUACAAGAACAGUGACGUGAUCAACACGGUGCUCUCCAACCGCGCCUGCCACAUCCUCGCCAUUUACUUCCUCCUGAACAAGAAACUCGAGCGCUACCUGUCCGGGAAAUCCGACCUCCAGGAUGGUAUUUGCUACAAGACUCAGCUCUACCAGAUUGAAAAGUGCAAGCCCACUUCGGAGCCCUAUGAGGCAUCCCUGGACUCCUGGACCCGAGAGCUAGAGUUACACACUGUGCAGGAUAAAAAGCCCAAAGAACCAGAGAAGAGAGGGGAUUUUCUUCAUCGACCAUUUUCCAAGAAACUGGACAAGAGCCUCCCUGGGCACAAGCCACCAGCGGCCUCGCUCAUCACACAGAUCCAGAACACCAAGGCACUGCUCAAAGACCGGAAGGGCCCCAAGGCUGGCUUCCCGGACAAAGAUCCCUUUGGCUGCCGCAACCUUUUCCGAAAAACCUCCGACUCCAGCUGUGUGACCUCCUCCUCCAUGGAGUUCAUUGCUGUCCCACCCCCACGGACGCCCCGGAUUGUCAAGAAACCCGAGUCACCCCCACAGGGGCUGGGAAGCCCCAAGGAAGACCCCUUGAUGCUGGAUAUGGUGCGGUCCUUCGAGUCGGUGGAGCGUGGGGACCCCACGGAACUGCCUUCCCCCAGCCACCACUACCGGGUGCUGAGCUCGCCUGGGGGUUGGUCGCGGCCCCCCUACAGCGAGCGGACUCUGUCCCCAGGGCUGCCGCUGCCAGGAAGCCUGUCACCUCUGCAGCCUCCUCUGCAUCCCACUCUGCUCUCCUUUGCUCACGAAGAGAAGCCCAGUGCCCCUAAAGAGGAAGGCGUGUGUCCCCUGCCUCCAGCGCCAUGCACCCCGCUGCCCCUGGGGAGUCCGAAUUGUGUGAAAAGCCGUGGCAGGUUCCCCAUGAUGGGCAUUGGGCAGAUGCUGAGGAAGCGGCACCAGAGCCUGCAGAUCGGCCUAGACAGGCCUUUGGAGAUCAGCUUGCCUCCCCUGCAGCAGGUGGGCCCCCCGAACCUCUCUUUUGGCCUGACCGACAGUGUCCGAGGCCAGUGUUAACCCUGGCCCUACCCCCCAGCAUUCUGGACAUAUCUGGGGAGUCAUGAAACAGCACUCCCCAGGGUCAGGGCAUGAAGAAUCUAGAAGCACCUAGAUGAUUGGGCCUCAUCUCCAACCCCUGAAAUGCACCCCAAAACCUGCAAGACACAGUCUCAGAGUGGAGGUUCCCUACAUAGACUGGGGUGUACAUUUGGUUCCUCCUUCCACCUCCCCACUCACCCUUCACCCCUGCCCACUGCCCCAGAAGUGCUGGGUUUCGGGGUGAAAUGGGGGGCUCCUGCUAGGCUGCCCAGACCACAGACUGUUAGAUCUUUGUUUCCUUCGUGCUCUGUGCUGCUCUCUUCUUUCAGCAACUGGCCAUAGGAUGGGGGAAUCCUAUAGCAUCACACAGGGUUUAUCUAGGCCCCACCCAAUGCUGUUUUUCUUCCUGUGGGAAGCUGGUGAAUCCUUGGAGGAGUACCACACCUUCCGCCGUCUAUGCCACCCUCAUCCUCACCCCAACCUCUGAGAAAGCUGGGUGGGAGCCUGAGUCCCCAACACCGGCACUGGGCAGCAGUGGGACUCUUAGAGGGAUGCCUACUACAAGCCCCAUGCAAGGAAAAGAAUCUAGGGGACACACCUCUCCCAAACCAGGUUUAAGCAUCAUUUGUGCAAAGGGGGGAGGAGCUUGGAACUCAUUCAUGAUUGAACUCUCUUCUCCAAAGAUGCUUCUUGCUGUAACAUCUGUUCACCGGAGUCACUUCACUGUUAACAACCAGAAUGGAGGGAAAGACGAGGUUUGGCCCAGGGGCUGAGCACUUGCCCCACACUUGUAAGAAGCCCUGGUUUGCUCUCUGCACCCCACAGCAGCUCAAAGGGGGAAAUGAAUCCCUCAAACUCAAGUUCUCAAGAGAAGAGAUAGGUGGGGGCAUAGAGCUUUCCCAAUGAUGCAUGCUCUCAGAGGCUGGGGGGCUGGUAGGAGGUCACGCCCACCAGUUGGGAUCCCUCAAGGUCAAGCAUAUCUGUACAGUUGGGCAUUUGUAAAGCAAGGGAAAAGGGGGUGAGUGGGUGGAUGUUUGCAUUUGCAGGUGGUGUGGUCCAAGCUCUGUUCACUCAUUUGUGAUGUUAGUGGCCAGCCUUAGAGCAAUGCAGGCUGAGUCCACACUCUACUUUGACACCUUGUGCCAAGGAUCCAACCAAAGAUACUUCUCUGGUUCUAUGUCUGUGCCAGCACUGUUUGUGCCAUUUGUGGACCCUAGUGUUGUUUUGUGUGUCUCCAUGGGGGUGGGAGUGGGGGCUAGCCCCAUAGGAGCUAGCUUGGUGGAGCAGGUCAUAAGCAGAAUCAGAAGAGGAACUAGCAUUGGUUGGUCAAGUGGUAGAUCAGAGUAGAGCUAUGCAAAGGGAAGACGGGGGAGGGACGACCAGAAACUGGCCCCGAAUCUUGAGGACCUUCUCUACACCACAGCAACAGGCCGAAGUGAAUCUUCAUCUUUUCUCAUCAGUCCGUCGUGACCUGCCUCACCCGUCAACUGAGCAAAGGAGAGUGAACAUUGGACAACCUUCAGGGGGCUCAGUGUUUGCUGCUUCCCCUUUGGGGAACUUCCCCACAGCUGUAGAUCUGGGAUGUUGAGAGUUUGAGUGUCUCUAGCUGUUGAUGUUCUUCCAACAGCUCCAGACUGACUUCCAGAAUUUUCCAUGGCAAAUAGAGCCUUUGAAGAAGAGAGAAAAAAAUCUCGUGUAUAGUUGGUUGGAAAGGCUUAGGGGUGAGUGAUGGGGACAAGACCUGUUGUUUGCAGUUGGCUUCUGGCUGUCAUGUCUCAUCUCAGAUGGUCCCCCCAGUGCCUUGGGAAUGUCUUCAGCCCCUUGUGUCUCUUGCUUGGGUCUGAUGCCCCUCCAGUCCCUGAGUGUUUGUGGGUCAUGGUUAGCUUCUGAGCAGAUGUUCCCUAUUUAUGAAUGUUAUGUAACUUGCUUCCACCCGUCUUCAGUCCACCUGUGGGUGAGGAAGCAUGUCUGUCGCUAUUGGGCACAUAGUGGGGAACUCUCAUCACUGAGAGUGGGGGCUGGGGAAGUAGAGAAUGAAGUGUGUUUUAUGUGUAUAAGAACACCUGGAGGAUCUCUGAUAUUGAAAAUGGAUGGAGCCACGUUGAAUCCACUCUUAUUUUAUUAUAUUUAUAUGGAAAAAUGCGACUGUCCCUGUCCUCAGGGUAAAAGGGUUUGGUCUUCUGAUGGCGAUGAGUCACUGCCCUGUCCCCCCAUUGCCCACAGACUCAGACUGUCAUUGGCCGAGUGUCCGUGUGAGUUGUCCAGUAGGGAGAGUUGGUGCCCCCAUGUAUGCUCUGUUCCCUGGGAAGGGCUGUAUUUCUGUCCCCUGCCACUAAAUCCAUGUACUUUUAUAAUGACUGUGAAAUACACCUUCCCCCACUAA
Molecule: messenger RNA, 4534 nt
Organism: Suncus etruscus (white-toothed pygmy shrew)
Lineage: Eukaryota; Metazoa; Chordata; Mammalia; Eulipotyphla; Soricidae
Gene: HUNK
Product: hormonally up-regulated Neu-associated kinase
Exons: 11
Coding region: 1-2130 (709 amino acids)
Biological process (GO): intracellular signal transduction; protein phosphorylation
Cellular component (GO): cytoplasm
Molecular function (GO): ATP binding; protein serine/threonine kinase activity
Source: RefSeq, a predicted model, not a curated record